Messenger RNA from Rhopilema esculentum, 4229 nucleotides. RefSeq names its product microtubule-associated protein 1 light chain 3 alpha. The record is from RefSeq and is a predicted model, not a curated record. NCBI's taxonomy places the organism in Eukaryota, Metazoa, Cnidaria, Scyphozoa, Rhizostomeae, Rhizostomatidae.
AUUCUCAGUAGAAUCCAUUCCAUUUGUUUACGACAUAAAAGUGGAGCGAUAAUGAAGUGCUAGAUGUGGAGAUUGGCAAAAACAAUUCAAAAAGGACUACCAGAAAGCUAUUUGUCUCGUAAUUAAACAAGUAAAAUGUCCUCAUCUCAACCAAUGCGAUUUAAAGACAAGAAAACGUUUCAUGCAAGAAAAAAAGACUCUGAAGCCAUUUUGGCCCAAUAUCCAGAUAAAAUCCCAAUAAUCAUUGAAAAGUACAAGAAUGAGAGAAAUUUGCCAGUCCUUGAUAAGAUCAAAUACCUGGUGCCAUUUGACAUGACAAUGGGCAGUUUGACAAGUAUUAUCAGAAAACGGUUACAACUGUCAUCAGCCCAGUCAUUGUUUAUGCUUGUUAAUCAAAAAAGUUUGACAUGUGCAUCAACAGUGGUUGGAGAUGUUUAUAAAGACGAUAAAGAUGAUGAUGGAUUUUUAUAUAUUGUCUAUGCAUCACAAGAAAUUUUUGGCUGAUUGCUAACUCUCACACUGUGCUGAACUUGUAGAUUUUCUUUUGUGUAUAUAAGUACCGAGCUAGUCUGACCUGACAAGUAAAUAAUAUAUGUGCCAGGAAAGUUGUGAUAUAAACAUAUUUAUUAUCUACACAAACUAGUCAACAUAGAAUAAGACAUUCUCAUCACCAACAUGCAGUCACAUUGAUUGUAUUUUGAUCCUUUGAGCCAAUUUAGAAUCACUCCAUGAACUUUUUCAGACGGAUACUUAUGUAGCAGGUUGUUUUUAGAUACAAUAUUAACAGUUUGAUAUUGUGUUUUAUUUGCUUGAUGUCUAAUGUGCAAACCACUCUGUUUUUAUGAGUUGGGAAAGUAUGUUAAUUAUUUUAAAUCCAAGUCUGGGAUCUGAACUCUAGAUGUGAAAAAUGAACCAAGAUUUAUUAACUAAACAUUCGACCUAUAUAUCUAGAUGAAGAGCAAUUACCAAGAGAAAAACUUGUUGCAAGGGAAGGCAUUUAUAGUAAUGAUCAGUUGUUACACAAAUCUUUGCUAUCUGAAUUGUUUGGAGUGUUUGUCUCAUGAGUAUACUGAAUUGCAAUGCCUGUCCGCCCUUGAAUGGCAUCAACUAUUUCUGUUUCUCCAAGUUUCCUUUCCAGCCCUUUCCAUGCUCUUGUGUUUAGGAAGGAAGCUGUAAUUCAUAAAAAUAGCACAUUUUAUUGAUAAACGCUAAUAUUUCAAAGAUGGUUAAAUGACAGUCAGUAUACCAUGAAUUGAUAGAGAAAGCUUGCAAAUGUUUUUAUAUUUAUUUGCAAAUUUCUUUAAAUAAAUUUAGCUUUUUUGCAUAAAUAUUCAUUAUAACUUUCUCUAAAACUAAAAAGUCUACCUAACAAAACAUUUACCUGAACUAUUUUCUCCAAACAUUGCAACUGCAUUUUCUUGGUUUUUCAGAACCACAUCAGUUGAAUUUCCUUUUUCUGUCGUAAAGUAAUAUUCAUUCAUACACUUUCUGCCUCAAUCUGGUCCGAUCAAAAUCAAUGUUUCAUAUAAUAUUAUUAGUUAUUCUAUCAAUAACUUGUCUAUUUCAUAUCUGAACAUUACUGAUCUAAAUAUCAAAGGUUUUUACAACUCUUUUUUUUUCACCCAGAGAAACUAGUUGGAAUUUAUAGAAUGCAACAGUAGAGGAAUUUCAUAACUGUGAUCUAUUCCAUAUAAAAGAAUGGUGUUUUUAUGGCCAAUAAUGUUUUCAUGGUUUUGCAAUCCUAUUUGCAAAAGCACUUAACAAAUUCAAUCUCUAUAUUGUAAAUUUUAAGGGAAGCAAACUUUAUUAAGUAAUCAACCCAUUUAUGAAAACUUUGGCUUUUAUUUUAAAAGAAUACUAAAAUACCUAAAGAAAAUUAAUCAAUUAAAAAACUAUUUACCUUUCUUGUAAUGAUCAGCUCUGUGUAUCAAACUUCCAGAAAUCAGCGAAAACUCUGGCUCUUCCUCCUAAUGAAAAUUCGUGCAUAAGAACUUUAAGGAAUGGAAACAUGGCUUUCUUCGGCUAAGAAGAAACUCAAAAUUUUGAUUGUUGUUUAAAAUUAAAUGUAAUAAUAGAGAGUCUAAUCUGACGGGGCAUAAUGCCUUUAAAUCUUUGGUUUGAAAUUUGAAAUGAUAAGCACGUUCACUGGUAUAAUCUGCAGUGAAAAUCUCAUGUGAAUAGAUGGCAUUACUAGAAGAGAAGAAAAAGGAUAUAUAGGAUGUACCUUCUCAAUUUGCCCUUUGUCUUCAAAAUCAACAAAAGAUGCAGCACCUAAAGAGGUGAAAGCAAUGUUUGCACAAGUUGAAUGGCGUUAUUACACCUCUACUAUUUUAAAAAUAUAUCGGAGAUACACCUUUUUUGAUGUCAUGUAUUGUAGAAUAUAAUGUCAUCUACCUUAGCGCAUUGCUUCAGACCUACCAAGUCACACAUAUUUUGCAUGAGACACAUACAUUUCGGUACUUUCUCACCCUCACAUGCAUCAAAGCAGAAUUCUCAUGCAUGUUGCAACAAACUUCUUGGUAUGUUUAAAUUUUUAUUCCAAAUCCUAGCAAAAUCCCUCUUUCUUAACAAGACAUGUUAGCAUAAUAACAACGAUUAGAUAAUUAGAUGACUAGAUAACAGCAAAUCCGUACAAAUAUAAGUGAUGUUACAUUUAUUGGCAAGGCUACACAAAUAGCAGGUAAGCUUUUUCGCGAUUAUGACACAUUGUGAACUGAUUGGAAAUGUAAACGAGGAGCAUAAUAUGCUUUACAUCUUUACCCUUAAGUUAGACUUUUGCUUUACCCUUAAGUUAGACUUUCAAUUUAGCAGAUUUCAAUAGGAGUUGUCAGAGCGGAGUUACUUUUUCUCGAGAAUGAUAUUUGGGGCUGCAGUUACACUACGAUGCUCCUCCGCUUGCUUGUACGCCUGAAUUCCUUCCUCUGCGUUACUGGUCCACAGUUCUGUGCACUUUGCAAUCAUUUGCGCAGCGCAAGUGCACCAGAUUAAUUUAUUUCAUGAAUAUGUACUGUUAUUAAUUCUUUCUCGAUAAAAACUGAAUUGAAUGGGGAAAAAAGCUCCCUAUAUCCCCCCACCGGCUUCUGCCGAAGAACUAGAGGGCGUUGCAAAAGAAAGGUUUCUGGAGUUGCGCCCCUGGACCCUACUUCUGGUUGUGUGGCAGUCAGGAUUCGUUAUGCAUUGGUUAAGGUCCGCUUAUGACGACCAAACAUUUUUCUUUCUUUUUAAAAAAACUCACUCAUUUUCAAAACUGAAACUUGACAGGUCUCUUGCUUCCUAUUACUUAGGUAAUGGUAGAAUCAGCUUAAAAAUUCCUUUUCUUCAACUGCAAGAAAACCAAGCUUAACUAAAUAAGAAUAUCGCAGUCAACAGUGUCCACUAAGAUUAUGAUAAUUACUCCAGAAAAAGUUCGUUGUCCAAGUUUUAAUUUGGAAAAUUCAGUAACCGUAUCAAUAUGGAGCGAAAAAGCAUGAAACCAGACUGAUCUAACUAGAAAAACAGAAAGUAAAUUAAAUACCCGAGCAAAUACCAUUUUCUCAAAUAAUCGUGAAAUUAUAAGAAGCACAGAAAUACGAAGGGGAUAACGAAAACUCAAAGAAAGUCACCUGGUAGAAGUUCUCUGAAAUCUGUUAUGUAUUCACCUGUCCAUUCUCUUCCACUGCAAAGCAAAAAGCUCUUAUUCAAAACAUCACAUAAAUAUUUAAAAUCUUUGAAAGUAGAACUACUCUUUAACUGUAAGGGUAAACUAUGGUGUUAUUUUUUUGUUACAAGGUAGAUAAGUUUGUUAUCUUAGUGGAAAAUAAGAAGGGCAAGCAUUGGCAAUUAUGAUGAAAAAUCCUAAAUGUGUAUUUUAAACAUAUGCUCAAUUUAAGCUUGUGGUACGGCAAAAACUUGAUGGAAACAAUUAAAUUUAAGGAGAUGCAGAAAUUGCACAGUAUUAGCAGGAAUGCUUUUCAGUGUUGCGUCAAAGAUUGCUUCCCAGCAGCUACCUUAAACAGGAUAUUUUUUCUAUUUAAAAACCUUAUGUUCUGUUCAAGUGCAAAGGCCAGAAAUAUUAAAUCCUCAAAAUAAAUACUUUCUUGAUGUAAUCUGCCAUUUUACCUCCACACUGGUGAAGAGAAGAAGAAACGUAUGCACUGCGCUAGUUGCUAUUUACCCAGGUUAACCCAUAUUCGUAAAAAGAUAAAUACUUAUUUCUUCCUCUACGGUCUCACCCUAGGUUUGAAUUGCAU